UCAAGGCCAAAACUUUGGAAUUUGAAGCGAGGGAUCUUGAAAUUGAUCCGCAUCAAUCCACCUUCUCUCUCUUAGGGCAAACUACAAAUCGCCGAAUUACCCGAAUCCGAAUAAUUCUUCAGCAUAUUUCCCCGCCACUCGGCCCUCGCUUCAACCUACCCCACACCAACUACGUUUCUUCCCCCCUCUGUAUAUACAUACAACCCUAUAAGUCGGUGUUAUACAAUACUUAUAUAUAUCUAUUCAUCUCCUCCUAAUCCUGUUCUUUCGCCUUGAUUACUAGAGGUUAUGGCCACAGCUGCGGAGAUCGGUGUUCCACAACUCGUCAACCAAAUCCAAGAUCUCUCAAUCCCGGAUCAGAGUAAAAUGAAGAGCACUGCUGAGGAGGUUCUCCGUGUUGGGUGUGAGAAUGAUCAUCAUGGGUUGUGUGCGAUUUGCUUGAAUAAGAUAGUGCUGCAAGAAACUGCUCUUGUAAAAGGUUGCGAGCAUGCCUACUGUGUGACUUGCAUCCUACGUUGGGCGACCUACAAGAAGGAACCUACCUGCCCUCAGUGCAAGCAUCCAUUUGAGUUUCUAAACAUCCACCGUGCUCUUGAUGGAAGCAUCUAUGAUUACAUGUUUGAGGAGAGUGUUUGCCUUCUUUUGAGAGCAUCGUGGUUUCAGCCUUUAGUAGUAGUGGAGGAACAACCAGAGGUUGAUGAUUAUGUGGACGACUUCUACCUAUAUGAUGGAUUUGAAGAUGAAGAAGAUGAUCUCGAUGAAGCUUAUUUUGACAGUUCAUCUAGCAUUCGCUUAGGCAACAGGAGAUGGGGAGAUAAUGGAUAUGUUAGGGCAGGUAGGCAAGAAGCUAGACCUGUCAACCGACCAAAUUUCGAGGACUCGGAUGCUGGCCCAUCACGCCAGCCCAAGAAAAAGGAGCCCUCCAAGGAGAUCAUGGGUAGGCGGGCAAAAAGGGCCAUGAAGCGGGAAGCUGCCAACAACGCAGCUGCUGCAAAGCAUCAGCAACACUUGGCGAGGUUGGGCCGCAAAUGAGGCCACCCACUCCAAUGGAGUGCCAAGGGGGGGGCAUUUCCACCUAGAUGCUGAAUUCAUGACCUUCAUCCCUGUACAGAAUUAUCACAACUUUCAGUUUGUGAAAUAAUGACAGCAUAGAUGUUUAGUGAUGAACAAACAGGAUGACACAGAUCAUCCCAUGCUGUACAAUUUAAUCUUUGACUAUGAUGUUGCCUUAGUAUUACUGUACAUUUGUAGGAAAAAUUAUAUUUUAGUUCUUCCAUCAUCCAUCCAUUUCAAGUGGGUGAGUUGCACAAAAAAUCAAGCGAUUUGCCUUUUAAUGUG
This is a messenger RNA of Ipomoea nil (Japanese morning glory), 1338 nucleotides long. RefSeq lists its product as uncharacterized. NCBI's taxonomy places the organism in Eukaryota, Viridiplantae, Streptophyta, Magnoliopsida, Solanales, Convolvulaceae. The record is from RefSeq and is a predicted model, not a curated record. The transcript is spliced from 4 exons. Bases 289 to 1032 code for a protein of 247 amino acids.